AUGAUAAGAAAAUUAAGUGCUGCAAUGCCACCUCCCAACACAGGGAAGCUGAUUACCAUUCUCACUAUCGAUGGAGGAGGAAUUAGAGGAAUUAUUCCUGGGGUUAUUCUUGCAUAUCUUGAAUCACAACUUCAGGAAUUGGAUGGUGAGAAUGCAAGAAUUGCAGAUUAUUUUGACGUGAUAGCAGGAACAAGCACGGGUGGCCUUGUAACAGCCAUGUUAGCUGCACCAAACAAAGAUAAACGCCCUCUUUAUGCUGCCAAAGAUAUUACUCCUUUUUAUAUUGAACACUCCCCCAAAAUAUUUCCCCAGAUCAGUGGACUAUUUGCUGGGGCCAUAAAUCUAACCAAAAUGAUUAACGGACCAAAAUAUGAUGGGAAAUAUCUUCAUGCACUUAUAAAGAGACUCCUAGGAGGUACAAGGUUGCAUGAUACCUUAACUGCUGUCGUAAUUCCAACUUUUGACAUCAAAACACUUCAGCCAGUUAUCUUCAGUUCAUAUGAGGCAAAUUCGAAACCUGAUUUGGAUGCGGAACUGGCGGACAUUUGCAUUAGUACCUCAGCAGCGCCAACAUUUCUACCUGCCUAUUGUUUCAAGACCCAGGAUGCUCAAAAUAAAGACCGUGAAUUCAACCUAAUUGAUGGUGGCGUGGCUGCUAAUAACCCGACAUUGAUCGCAAUUGGUGAGGUGACGAAGCAAACAUUGAUGAAGCAUGGAGACUUAUUCCCUAUCAAGCCUAUGGAUUAUGGUCGUUUUCUAGUGAUCUCACUGGGUACAGGCAAUGCAAAAAAUGAGGAAAAAUACAAUGCUAAAAUGGCUGCGAAAUGGGGAUUACUUAGCUGGUUAACUCAUGACAACUCCACACCAAUCAUAGAAGCUUUUAAUCAAGCAAGCGCUGAUAUGGUUGAUUAUCACAACUUUGUGGUUUUCAAAGCUCUUCACUCAGACGAUAAAUACCUCCGAAUCCAGGAUGACACUUUGACGGGGAACUUGGCCUCAGUUGACAUAUCGACAAAGGAAAACUUAGAAGGUCUCAUCAAGGUAGGAGAAGAGUUACUGGACAAACCAACUUCAAAGAUUAAUUUAAACAAAGGAGUUUAUGAAGCUGUUGAGAAUGGAGGAACCAACAAGGAAGCUCUACGGAGGUUUGCAAAGAAACUUUCGGACGAGAGAAAAUUCCGUCAGGCUAAUGCCGGGCAGUAGCCCGUUCGU
Solanum verrucosum is the source of this 1212-nucleotide messenger RNA. Its product is annotated as patatin-like protein 2. Gene Ontology annotation, biological process: lipid metabolic process. Lineage: Eukaryota; Viridiplantae; Streptophyta; Magnoliopsida; Solanales; Solanaceae. Bases 1 to 1203 code for a protein of 400 amino acids. The record is from RefSeq and is a predicted model, not a curated record. The transcript has 8 exons. Gene Ontology annotation, molecular function: glycerophospholipase activity; monoacylglycerol lipase activity.